AUGCCCCAACUCCGCGACCCCCUCGACACCCUCAAGAAGAACCGCAUCCGCGGCGGUAUCAUGGGCGCCGAAUGGAUCGAAGAAGAACAAGGCAUCUCCUCCACCGACGCCGAAAUCGCUGAGGUCUUUGAAUGUCACCCUGAGACCGUUGACUAUGUUCGGCAUGAUGAUGAGGACCGGACGACGGCGGAAGAACGGGCUGGCGUUGCCAAGAAUGUCGCAAGAAAUGACAUAGGCACAGUCUUGGAACGAUUUCGCGAAGACAGACCUCGAACAAGCAGGACAAGCAAGAAAAGAAAACGCCCGAGCUCGACUGAGUCUGAGUCUGAGGAGAACCAGAAAGCCAAAAGGCAAAAAGUGGCACACCAGCCAAAACAGAAGAGGAGGAGAACGACGAGAGAGUGCAUGCAGAACCGCAAAAAGAGGAAAAGGAACGACGACGGCAACGGGUGCUAAACAACGCCGUUCCCACACUCAAGCGCCUUGAUAGUUGCCAAGACUUUCCGAGAAUUGAGCUGGCCACAAUUUUUUGACAAACGGACCAUCGAAACGAAAGACGAAAAUCAAGAAAUUC
Messenger RNA from Neurospora tetraspora, 574 nucleotides. RefSeq lists its product as uncharacterized. Bases 1 to 456 code for a protein of 151 amino acids. The record is from RefSeq and is a predicted model, not a curated record. NCBI's taxonomy places the organism in Eukaryota, Fungi, Ascomycota, Sordariomycetes, Sordariales, Sordariaceae. The transcript has 2 exons.